AUGGGGGGUGUAGAGCUGUUGACCGAGGUAGGGGUGGCCAGCUGCAGUCCUAUUCCCCAGCUCCAGUCCUAUACCCCAGUCCUAUACCCCAGCCCCAUACCCCAGCCCCAGACCCCAGCCCCAGACCCCAGCCCCAGACCCCAGCCCCAGACCCCAGCGCCAUACCCCUGCCCCAUACCCCAGCCCCAGCCCCAUACCCCAGCCCAAUACCCCAGCCCCAGCCCUAUACCCCAGACCCUGAGGGACGUAGAUGGUCAUGAGGAGCGGAAUGCCCAGGUCCAGUUGGAGAAGGCCAAGUACAAGCCUGUGGCAUUUGCUGUGCGGUGUAACUUCUAUUACAUACCAGCAGACGACGACAACAUCCCAGUACCAGGCCAGGCUGUCACCUUCGAGGCCAGAGACUUUCUACACGUCAAAGAGAAGUUUAAUAGUGACUGGUGGCUUGGGCGUCCAGUGAAAGAGGAUGGAGUGGUGGGGUUCAUACCCAGUCCAACCAACCUGGAGACCAUCCUGAUCAGGAGAGAUGUCCAGGCCAGGAAAGCUGCCAAAGCUCUGGCCAGGUACACAGCCAUAAGCCUGAUCCUGACCCUUGACAUGCUAACCCUGCUGGGGGAGCAGGUGGCAGCCUAUGACGUGGUUCCUACCAUGCGGCCUGUGGUGCUGAUGGGGCCCUCACUGAAGGGCUUAGAGGUAACAGACAUGAUGCAGAAAGCACUCUUCGACUUUUUAAAACACAGAUUUGAAGGGAGAAUUACUAUAACUCGUGUGACUGCAGACAUCGCUCUAGCGAAGCGGUCCAUACUCAACAACCCCAACAAGAAAGCCCUGAUGGACCGAUCAAACACACGCUCUAACCUAGAUACUGCUGCCCAAAUCCAGGGGGAGGUGGAGCGGAUCUUUGAGCUAGCCCGGAGCCUACAACUGGUGGUUCUGGAUGCAGACACAGUGAACCACCCCAUCCAGCUGUCUAAAACAUCUCUGGCCCCUAUCCUGGUCUACAUCAAGGUCUCCUCCCCCAAGGUGUUAUCAAGGCUGAUCAAGACCAGGGGUAAGUCUCAGACCAAGCAUCUCAACGUCCAGAUGGUGGCUGCAGACAAGCUGGCCCAGUGCCCAACGGAGAUGUAUGACGUAAUCUUGGAUGAGAACCAGCUGAGUGAUGCCUGUGAGCACAUAGCAGACUACCUAGAGGCCUACUGGAGGGCCACCCACCCCCCAGAAACAGAACCUGUUAACCCCUUAGUGGAGAAGCUGGCAGAGAACACUCUGGCUAUCAGUCCUGCUCCAAAGGUUGGAGAGGGAAUUAAUAAGCCAUCUGCGAUGAAGAGGAAGGGUGCCCAUGACCACCAGGCUGACGAGCACACCCAGCCCGCAGAGAGGAGAAAGAAACACCUCUCAGACCAUCACACACCCACGACCACCCUACAAACCACCCUCCUAACCACCCUAACCACCACAACUGCAGGACAGAGCACCACACCCAGCCUCAGUAGAAAGAGAAUAUCUCCAGCCUGGACAAAGAUCACUGCCAGUUGA
This is a messenger RNA of Oncorhynchus mykiss (rainbow trout), 1533 nucleotides long. The record is from RefSeq and is a predicted model, not a curated record. NCBI's taxonomy places the organism in Eukaryota, Metazoa, Chordata, Actinopteri, Salmoniformes, Salmonidae.